This is a messenger RNA of Rhipicephalus sanguineus (brown dog tick), 2473 nucleotides long. It is a transcript of the gene Suv3, whose product is annotated as ATP-dependent RNA helicase SUV3 homolog, mitochondrial. The transcript is spliced from 14 exons. The record is from RefSeq and is a predicted model, not a curated record. Gene Ontology annotation, cellular component: mitochondrial degradosome. NCBI's taxonomy places the organism in Eukaryota, Metazoa, Arthropoda, Arachnida, Ixodida, Ixodidae. Gene Ontology annotation, molecular function: RNA helicase activity; ATP binding; hydrolase activity, acting on acid anhydrides. Gene Ontology annotation, biological process: mitochondrial RNA 3'-end processing; RNA catabolic process. The coding region runs from base 136 to 2391 and encodes 751 amino acids.
AUGGUCGCUGCCAUGGUCGCGUUGCGAGAGGUUGUCGCCGGAAGGUUAUCUCGGUAGUUUUAGCCCUGCGUGAUGGCUAAGUGAAACCCGAUCCUGUCUGACAUGUCGCUUUCAACAGGCUUGUAGGGAACGAAAAUGCGUUUGUUGAAAUUGCCUCUUCAGAGCUCUGCAUGCGCCUGUCGCUGCAUGACUCGAAGAGCGACCGGCGGCACAUCAAGGCCCAUUCACCUGCGCGCGACAACUGAAACUGCAUGUGGCAGCCUGUGGUCUCUAUCUAGACGAUUUCAGUACAUGCGCUUGCUGAGAGACGCUCGUCAGAAAAGCACUAAGGGCAGUGUAUCGUCGCUAUUCAUGCCAGUUCCAGUAAAGGUGUCUAACAACCCCGAUGAUAUCAAUGUAGGCGAAGAGCUAACUACCAAACUAAAAAAGGAGGAUCUUCUCAAGCUGCUAAACCAAUUUAGUAAACGCCCGGAGGUUAUCAAAUGGAGCGAAGAGAAUGGUCUGGAUGCUCGCUUAUUUCACCAAGCCUUCGUAAGUUUUCGACGGUAUUGCAUGGAGUCCGAACAGCUUCCUGCUGAUUUGCAUAUAAUUUUCAGCGACCUUCUUCAAGGGGGCAGGCAUCUGGACGACCUUGUUCCCUAUUUUCUUCAACAUGCAAGACAAAUCUUCCCUCACUUGGAAUGUAUGGAGGAGCUCCAGAAGAUCAGUGACUUGAGGCAUCCUGGAAACUGGUAUCCUGAGGCACGUGCUAUCCAGCGAAAAGUGAUCUUUCAUGCUGGACCUACCAACAGUGGCAAGACACAUGCUGCACUUGGUAGUUUUCACAAUGCAAGCACUGGCCUAUACUGUGGACCAUUAAAGAUGCUGGCAGUGGAGGUUUUCCAGAAGACUAAUGAAAAGGGCACACCGUGUGAUCUAGUGACAGGAGAGGAACGGAGGUGCGUGUUGCCCGAUGGCCAACCAGCCCCACAUGUGGCAUGUACAGUUGAAAUGGCUGCUGUUCAUACCCCAUAUGACGUGGCUGUGAUCGAUGAAAUCCAGAUGAUGCGUGACCCUCAGCGAGGAUGGGCCUGGACUCGUGCUCUUCUGGGGCUGGCAGCCAAGGAGCUUCACCUUUGUGGUGAAGCAGCUGCUAUAGGGCUUGUGCGCAACCUGCUGGCCUCGCUCGGAGAAGAGUUGGAGGUUCGGAAGUACAAGCGCUUGACACAGCUAACAAUUGAAAACAGAGCUCUUGAGAGCUUGGAAAAGAUACAGCCAGGUGACUGUGUUGUGUGCUUUAACAAGAGCGACAUCUACCAAGUGAGCCUACAAAUUGAACGGCAAGGCCUAGAAUGUGCUGUCAUUUACGGUGGACUGCCACCUGGCACCAAGCUGGCCCAAGCACAAAAGUUCAAUGACCCUUCUCAUCCAUGCAAAGUGCUUGUGGCCACUGAUGCUAUUGGUAUGGGCCUCAACCUCAGCAUUGGCCGUGUCAUCUUCUACUCUCUCGUUAAGCCCUCGCUAAAUGAGCGGGGUGAACGACAGAUGGACACUAUCUCUACAUCGCAGGCUCUCCAGAUUGCAGGCCGAGCAGGUCGUUUUGGGAGCCGGUACGAGGUUGGUCGUGCAACAACGAUGAAGCCACAAGAUCUACCUGCACUGAAGCAGAUCCUUGCGGCUUCUGUAGAGCAGAUUGAAGCAGCAGGCCUGCACCCAACCGCAGAACAAAUUGAGCUCUUUGCUUACCAUUUGCCCCAUGCAACUCUGGCCAAUCUUGUGGAUAUUUUUGUAAGCCUUUGCAAAGUUGAUUCGUCAUCCUACUUCAUGUGCAACUUGGAGGGCUUCAAAUUUCUGGCUGACAUGAUCCAGCAUGUCCCACUGCCAUUGCGGGCACGAUAUGUAUUCUGCUGCUCACCCAUCAAUCAGAAAAUGCCAUUUGUGUGCAGCAUGUUCCUCAAGUUUGCACGGCAGUACAGCCGCAAUGAACAGCUAACAUGUCAAUGGUUGGGACGCAACAUUAAUUGGCCCUUGGCUAUCCCUAAGUCCAUCAUGGACUUGGUUCACCUGGAAGCUGUUUUUGAUGUGUUGGACCUUUAUCUCUGGCUCAGCUACCGCUUCCCAGACCUCUUUCCAGAUGCUGAGGCUGUACGUGCCAUGCAGCAAGAGUUAGACUCGAUUAUUCAAAAGGGUGUGCUCAAUAUCACACAACUGCUGCGUGCUGGCAUGGAAAGUGCUACUGAGGAAACUGAUCAUGAUGAGGGGCCCCUUUCAGCCCGUGCACCCAAACUACAGGGGAAGCUUGCUGACCGUCUGCUCGCUCAAGGCUUACUCACUAAAGAGCAACUUUUAGAACUCCAGCGGGAGUGGCAACAUGGCAGCUCGAGGGAUCGCCGGAACAAGAAGCCAAAAUAGCAUGACGUAGACAAAUGUAGUUUAUAUAAUGCCCCGAGUUUACAGCAGAUGUCUGUAUUCAACAUGAAACAAUGUCUGUGGG